Messenger RNA from Culicoides brevitarsis, 1421 nucleotides. RefSeq lists its product as uncharacterized. Gene Ontology annotation, biological process: apoptotic DNA fragmentation. Lineage: Eukaryota; Metazoa; Arthropoda; Insecta; Diptera; Ceratopogonidae. The record is from RefSeq and is a predicted model, not a curated record. The transcript is spliced from 2 exons. Gene Ontology annotation, molecular function: metal ion binding; RNA endonuclease activity; single-stranded DNA endonuclease activity. Gene Ontology annotation, cellular component: nucleus; mitochondrial inner membrane. The coding region runs from base 53 to 1309 and encodes 418 amino acids.
AUGGCGUUUUAAGAAAUAAAACCUCGCAAGAGUAACAACCAAACCUCUAAAAAUGUUCAAAUUAAUUGGAACAUUAUUCGUCCUCGUACUUUUUUCAAGUGCCGAAUCUCGUGUCGCCCUUCCGGUACACACAAACGAAAUUGUACCGGAAUUUUAUGCUGCCAAACAAGGCGGUUGCCAAAUCGACGUGAACAAAGACUUGAAUGAACCACAGCCGUUAAUCCUCAUUCCCGGAACGACGCAAUUUCUGCUGCCCAAUGACACACGAGGCAUUGUUUUCCUGAACAAAGGCGAACAAAUCGAAGUUUAUUGCUCCAAGACGUUCGAUGGCCUGAAUAACGUUCAAUCGCGCAACAUCACGUGCGAAUCUGGAAAUGAAUUUCGCGAAAAUGGCAAAAUAUUUUCGUUCAAAUCGUUAAAUUGCACGCAAUAUCCUUACCACAAAGCUGAACGAACGAAUCGGACAUGCUUUAACGACGCUCGUGUCUUGGAUGUGGGUUUCGAUGUUGGCACCCGUUUCGUCAAGCUUUACGAAAUUUGCUUCGAUGAAGUGCUUGAACGCACAUAUUACGUCACACACGAGUUUACGCCGCCUUAUGCCACACAUCAAAGCGGGUUUCCACGCCCAAGUUUCAUCUCGACGGGAUAUUUCAACGGGAAAAAGGUCGAUAACUUGUACACGCGCAAAACGCAACGCCAAACAGUCGCAAAAAUCCUCAAAUCCACGGAACUCGCGGAAAAAUACAUCCAAGAUAAUACGGAUUUGUACUUGGCACGCGGACACAUUUCCGCGAAAUCGGAUUUUAUCUUCGGCGCACAUCACCGAGCCACGUUCUACUUCAUGAAUUGCGCACCGCAAUGGCAAACUUUCAACGGCGGCAACUGGCAAAUGGUCGAAAUCGCCGUCAAGAAGUUUGUUGCCGAUCGAAACAUUGAAGUUGACGCGUAUACAGGCACUUGGGGCACCACGACGUUACCAGAUGCGAAAAAUAAGAAGCACGAGCUUUAUUUGGCUUUCGAUGAGAACAACAACGGACUGAUUCCCGUCCCGAUGCUGUAUUACAAAAUUCUCGUGGAUCGUAAGACGCAAAAUGGCAUCACGUUGAUCGGCGUGAACAAUCCUUAUUUGGAGAUGAAGGAAAUUCUCGCAGAUUAUGUCAUUUGCAAAGAUAUCAGUGACAUGAUUGAUUGGGUCAACUGGAACAAGACAAAUAUCCAAGUCGGUUACUCGUACGCGUGCGACGUUAACGAGUUCAUGGGCAAAGUAAAGCAUCUUCCCGACUUGCGAGUCAAAGGAUUGCUUGUGUGAUAAUUUUUUUCGUAUUUAUUUAUUCGUUGUUUUUAUUUAGUUUUUAAGUUUUUUUUUUAAUUCCUCAUGUGAUUGAUUAAGCAUAAGAAUUAAAAGUUAAUUAUCAUAUCAA